Leopardus geoffroyi (Geoffroy's cat) is the source of this 948-nucleotide messenger RNA. RefSeq names its product olfactory receptor 6M1-like. NCBI's taxonomy places the organism in Eukaryota, Metazoa, Chordata, Mammalia, Carnivora, Felidae. Gene Ontology annotation, biological process: G protein-coupled receptor signaling pathway. The transcript has a single exon. The record is from RefSeq and is a predicted model, not a curated record. Gene Ontology annotation, molecular function: G protein-coupled receptor activity; olfactory receptor activity. Gene Ontology annotation, cellular component: membrane. Bases 1 to 948 code for a protein of 315 amino acids.
AUGGCUAUGAGAAACCAGAGUACAUUGAGUGAAUUCACAUUGGUCUCCCUUCCUGUCAUCCAGGAGCUUCAAGUCUUGCUGUUUGUCAUUCUCCUGCUGGUUUAUAUGCUCAUCAUAACAGGAAACAUUGUCAUCAUUUCCUUAAUAUGGACUGAUAAUCGUCUCCAGACACCAAUGUAUUUCUUCCUUAGUAAUUUGUCAUUUUUGGACAUUUUGUUCACAACUACUAUUGCCCCAAAGUUGCUAGCUUGUCUCUUAGAAAAGAAGAAAACCAUAUCCUUUGCUGGCUGCAUCACUCAAGUUUAUUUCUACUUCUUUCUGGGGACAGUGGAGUUUAUCCUCUUAGCGGUGAUGUCCUUUGACCGCUAUGUAGCCAUCUGUAACCCCCUGCGCUAUACCAUCAUCAUGAACAGGAGGGUCUGUCUCCUGCUGGUUCUGGGCUGCUGGGCGGGAGCCUUUCUCUCAGUGCUAUGCCCAAUUAUUGUGGUGUCCAGAUUGCCCUACUGUCAUAGAGAAAUUAGUCAUUUCUUCUGUGACAUUGCCCCUUUACUGCAGGUGGCCUGCAUUGAUACCCACUUCAUUGAGAUGAUAAACUUCCUCUUAUCUUCCCUAGUGAUCCUGAGUUCACUGGUGCUCACCACCACAUCCUACACCUACAUCAUUUCUACCAUCAUGCGCAUCCCCUCAGCCCAAGGACGUCAGAAGGCCUUUUCCACCUGUGCUUCUCACAUCACGGUCGUCUCCAUUGCCUAUGGAAGCUCCAUCUUCACGUACGUGAGGCCCAACCAGAGCCAUUCACUGGAUUUUGAUAAAGUGACAGCUGUCCUCACUACAGUGGUGACCCCUCUUCUGAAUCCUUUCAUUUAUAGCUUGAGGAAUGAAAAGGUAAAGGAAGUCUUGAAAGAGUCAGUUAGCAGGAUAGUUCCACCACAUUCCAAGGGAACAUAA